AUGCCUAAAGUGGGCGUUAGAGCAGGCUGGGUGAGCCUUUUAGAUCGCGUUGGAGCAAGCCAGGCGAGGGGUAAUGCGAGGUCCACCAGGUGCAUGCUUAGGAACUCCUUAAGAACUGGUGAAUUGCUCGAAGCAUUAUCAAAUCCUGAGAAAAUUUUCAAGGCACUGAAUCGUGCAAACAAGAGAGGCAAACAACAACAAAACUCGAAAGAACAAAUAGAACCAGACAUGGAUGACAGAGUAGAAAAUCCAAACAACAGAAACAAUGAGAAUGACCCGAACAAUCAGGAUGUGGUGCCUCUUGAACGAAGAGAAGCUCAAACUUGGGUUAAUUCACUCCCCACAAAUUCCAUCACUACUUGGGAUGAAUUAGUCAAGCAAUUUUUGAACAAGUUCUACCCACCUAAUAAAAUUGCCAAACAAAUUGAUGAUAUAUUGAGCUUCAGACAGAGACUAACAAAAUCACUACAAGAAACGUGGGAGAGGUUCAAGGAUAUGCUGGUUAAGUGUCCACAUCAUGGAAUUCCAGAUCAGAUGUUGGGGCAGAUGUUCUACAUGGGACUGGCAGAUGGCUUAAAGGCCAAUGUUGAUGCUUCAGCAGGUGGAGCAUUUUUGAGCAAAACAUUUAGAGAAUGCAAGAUCCUACUUGAUAAGAUGGCCCAAAACUCAGGAUGGAUGACAAGAGACUCUACGAUCACUCCUGUAGUUCAUUCAGUGGCUUUGGACCCAAACAACUCCAUAGCUGAAAAUAUGGCCACUCUAAUGACGCAAAUGAGUAUCCUCACAAAAAAGAUCGAUGAAUCAGGCCAGAAGCAGCAGGUACACAUAGUAGAUGCAACUAAUAGGGGCUUAUGUACACACUGCAUUGACCAACCAUAUGUUUGCUCGUGGAGUGCGGAAGGUGAAAAACAACAAUAUCAGGAAGAUAUGAACUAUGUGACCAUUUAUGGGGGACAGAGGCAAGGUGGUCAGAAUUGGGGACAACAGAAUCAACAAUAUAGACCAGCACAACAACAGUACAAUAACAGCAACAAUCAUGGAGCUAUGCGACCACAGGGUCAAGUGGUGCCUUACCAAAGGCAACAGGGUUACAACCAACAAAAUCAACAGCUGGCUUAUCAACAACCUCAACAACAACAGAUUGUGAGACAAGAUGAUGGGUUUGGUAAACUUAAGGGAAUGCUGAACAACAACAACAGAAUGCUGCAACAACUGAUUGGGUCCAUUAGAAAAAUGCAAGAGAGAGUGGACUCACAUGAAUAA
This is a messenger RNA of Nicotiana attenuata, 1263 nucleotides long. RefSeq lists its product as uncharacterized. The transcript is spliced from 3 exons. The coding region runs from base 1 to 1263 and encodes 420 amino acids. The record is from RefSeq and is a predicted model, not a curated record. Lineage: Eukaryota; Viridiplantae; Streptophyta; Magnoliopsida; Solanales; Solanaceae.